Vitis vinifera (wine grape) is the source of this 581-nucleotide messenger RNA. RefSeq lists its product as uncharacterized. The transcript is spliced from 5 exons. Lineage: Eukaryota; Viridiplantae; Streptophyta; Magnoliopsida; Vitales; Vitaceae. Gene Ontology annotation, molecular function: acyltransferase activity. Bases 138 to 581 code for a protein of 147 amino acids. The record is from RefSeq and is a predicted model, not a curated record.
UGAAAAUACAGAUUUCAAUGUUAAGGAGAAGUCUUGAUGAUGCAGAGAACCCACACAACAAAAAAUCAAGACUUCUCUAGUUUUCAACCUAACACACUUUUCUUCACCCUCCUAUAAGUGGAUGAUCCCUCAUCUAAAUGCUGGCCCAUGGGUUUGGAUUGCAAAAGAUACUAAUGCUGAUGGACAGAGAAACUAUGCCUCCCAAGAUGAUGAAGAGAACCAUAUACAUAAAUUGUUGGAGCUUCUCUACAAAUUUGUUCAAUGGAUUUACCGUAGAAGACACUAAACAUGUAUCUCAAGCUUUUGAUAUUGUUAUUCUCGUAUUUUUAGUGGUGCUGUAUUACGGAAGCUUUUAUCUGACAAGGAUUCAUACAACCAAUUCUUGCUUUCACUUGAUCGGGUUAAAAUUCAAAACAAUUGAUGGUGCGGCUACACUAGUGCUAGGGAGCGGUAAGAAGGCAGUUGAGCUUAGACUCCAAGUGAUUGCUAAGAUUGCAGGAUAUGGUGAUGCUACUCAGGCACCUGAGUUGUUUACAAAUUACAACUACCCCAGCCCUUGCAAUACCAAAAGCUAUUUCUAA